GAGAACAUUUUUCACAAUUUCAGAUGUGAUGAAAGUACAAUAUUUUAUGUGGCUUCUGAGCUCCCUUAAAGGAUUUGAUAACUGCAUAAAAAAUUUUAUAAUCUUGAUAGCCAGACUAAUGUUAACGUGCUCUCGGUUUAGUUUUAAUUGUAUACUUCUUAAAACAUAAUAGAACGACCGAUUUGGUAAUGUUGAAUCUAUUGAUAAAAGUGACCCCAACAAACUGGUCAUUAUUUAGUGGAAACAUUUACAAGCAAUUACAGGUGCUGAUGCCCUGCAGUUGUCUCUUUCUCUGAUUUUUCAAUUCCCUAACAUUUUCCCCCCUUUUCGAGAAAUGGCAUAAUGGAGAGAAGACCCUCGGGGUACUAAACACAAAUGCAGACAUUUAAACAUUGAUGGCUUUAAGAUUCAUUUUGUGGUUAAGUUUUUGUUUCUUAAAAUUUGUGAGUUUUCCCUUAAAAUCCUCGCGCUACAUUGCUUUAGCCCCACCGGCUACGUGCCCCCUCCCCAACCCAUUUCCGACUUAACUGGGCUUCUGCCCACAGUUUCAGGGACCCGGGUCCCUCGCACCAGCUCAGCAGGACCCCGCAGAGUCCAGUCGCCCAGAGCGCCAAACCCGGGGUCCCUCGCGCACCCCGCCAAGUACCCGCCGCGGACUCUGCUCCCCGCCCUCGGGGUGGGGGGUGGGGGGUGGAUCAGAGGCCGCUCCCAAAACAUCCUUAAGGGCAUUCCCUUUGUUCGUUCACUCGACAAAUACUCCGGUUCACUCGCCCCUCAGUCUUCAGAAAACCAAUUUGGGCCACGCUCUGCAGGAGUACCGUCUUCGCCUUGUUAACGACACGAUGAAGCCAGGGAGGACGAAUCUCGGCCAUUACUUAGCAAAUACCUUCUCGAGCGGCCGGGAGCAUUGCGCCAGCUCUCUUCCCUUAAUCCUUCACUUAAUGGCAAACAGUGACCACGGCUGCACUCUGCGGUUUUUGCCUCCAAGUCUGCCUUACGCCAAGUUCCUCCACGACUCGAGCGGCUACCCUCUCUCCAAGCCAGCAGGAGAGACUUCCGGGGGCAGCCAGGGCAGCCGGGGCACGGCGGACUCAAGGCCCGCCGUGGUCUGGGUCCAGGCCUCAAACAGCUCCAGGCUGGAGGUGGGGAGAGAAUCACUUCCGAGAGCGGCGACCCAGGGGGGGGUCUCAGCUGGAUUUUUCCAUUCAGGCGGGAGGACCCGUCAACCGCCUAGCGCAGCGGAACUACAACUCCCAGCAUCGUAGUAGCUGCCCGGACUUCCGGAAGCCAAGGCCCGGCGGGGAGGAAGCAGCCGAGACCCGGCCAAAAAGGCCGGGGGUUAAUUUAUCAAGAAAAAAGGGGGCGGGAAGGACUGUAGGGUUAGCCUGUUAGUUCGCCACCAUGAACGUGGUUUUUGCUGUGAAGCAGUACGUUUCCAAAAUGAUAGAGGACAGCGGACCGGGUAUGAAAGUACUUCUCAUGGAUAAAGAGACGACUGGCAUAGUGAGUAUGGUAUACACACAAUCAGAGAUUCUUCAGAAGGAAGUGUACCUUUUUGAACGCAUUGAUUCUCAAAAUCGAGAGGUCAUGAAACACCUGAAAGCAAUUUGUUUUCUUCGUCCUACCAAGGAGAAUGUGGGUUAUCUGAUUCAAGAGCUCCGGAGACCAAAAUACAGUAUAUAUUUUAUUUAUUUCAGUAAUGUGAUCAGCAAGAGUGAUGUGAAGUCAUUAGCUGAAGCUGAUGAACAGGAAGUUGUGGCUGAGGUUCAGGAAUUUUAUGGUGAUUAUAUUGCUGUGAAUCCACAUUUAUUUUCCCUCAAUAUCUUGGGUUGCUGCCAGGGUCGAAAUUGGGAUCCAGCCCAGCUAUCCAGAACAACUCAAGGACUGACAGCUCUCCUUUUAUCUCUGAAGAAAUGUCCCAUGAUUCGUUACCAGCUUUCAUCAGAGGCAGCAAAGAGACUUGCAGAAUGUGUUAAGCAAGUAAUAACUAAAGAAUAUGAACUGUUUGAAUUCCGGCGGACUGAGGUGCCUCCAUUGCUGCUUAUUUUAGAUCGUUGUGAUGAUGCCAUCACCCCGUUGCUAAACCAGUGGACAUAUCAGGCCAUGGUCCAUGAACUACUGGGCAUAAACAACAAUCGGAUUGAUCUUUCCAGAGUGCCGGGGAUCAGUAAAGACUUAAGAGAGGUGGUCCUAUCUGCUGAAAACGAUGAAUUCUAUGCUAACAAUAUGUACCUGAACUUUGCUGAGAUUGGUAGCAAUAUAAAGAAUCUCAUGGAAGACUUUCAGAAGAAGAAACCAAAAGAACAGCAAAAACUAGAAUCAAUAGCAGACAUGAAGGCCUUUGUUGAGAAUUACCCACAGUUUAAGAAGAUGUCUGGGACUGUGUCAAAGCAUGUGACAGUGGUUGGAGAGCUGUCUCGGUUGGUCAGUGAGCGGAAUCUGCUGGAGGUUUCAGAAGUUGAGCAAGAACUGGCCUGUCAAAAUGACCAUUCUAGUGCUCUCCAGAAUGUAAAGAGGCUCCUGCAGAACCCCAAAGUGACAGAGUUUGAUGCUGCCCGCCUGGUGAUGCUUUAUGCUCUACAUUAUGAGCGACACAGCAGCAAUAGCCUACCAGGACUAAUGAUGGACCUCAGGAAUAAAGGUGUUUCUGAGAAGUAUCGAAAGCUUGUGUCUGCAGUAGUUGAAUAUGGUGGUAAACGGGUCAGAGGAAGUGACCUCUUCAGCCCCAAAGAUGCUGUGGCUAUUACCAAGCAGUUCCUCAAAGGAUUGAAGGGAGUAGAAAAUGUGUAUACUCAACAUCAGCCUUUCCUUCAUGAGACCCUGGACCAUCUCAUCAAAGGGAAGCUUAAGGAAAAUGUGUACCCUUAUCUAGGCCCCAGCACACUCAGAGACAGACCUCAGGAUAUCAUUGUGUUUAUAAUUGGAGGAGCCACCUAUGAAGAGGCUCUAACAGUUUAUAACCUGAACCGUACCACUCCUGGAGUAAGGAUUGUUCUGGGAGGAACCACAGUGCAUAACACGAAAAGUUUCCUAGAGGAAGUUCUGGCUUCUGGACUGCACAGCCGAAGCAGGGAGAGCUCUCAGGUGACAUCGAGGUCAGCAAGCAGAAGAUGAGAUGGUGACGGCAAGGUGAAGAGAAUGGCGUGACUUCCCCCCUGACGUCGCCACAGGCUUUCCCCGCUGACCACAGGUGUUGGAGAAGAGCCUUGGGUUUUGUGCUUGUCGUUCUAACCCAACUCCAAGUAGUCUGCUAAUUCGUGGACGGUUGACACAGACACCAAGACUCCCAGUGAUGAGCUGAGAAUAAGUCUGUGCCCCAGCCCACUUUUCUCGUGGUUUUCUUAUCAGAUAAACAAAGGUAUUCCUUGUAUUUGACAGCACAGUCACUUCAGUUUCUGACGAAUUUUGUUGGGAUCUUACUUGAGAAAAGGGUUAUCAGAGCUCAGAGGGGUUUAAAAAAUAAUCAUUUGAUGCUCACGCUAUGCAUCCUCUCUUCUCUUGACCCCUUUUACUUUUCAUUAACCACAUUCCUACACACUUCAUUUUUUUUUGAAAACUCAUCAUGUUUCUGUAAAGAACCAUCCAAAAAUUGUUCCUACAUUGCAGUUUUCUGUGGCACUGAGAAACCAUGUAUGACUAAAAUAAAAAUCCAUUUUGUGGAAAGA
Molecule: messenger RNA, 3665 nt
Organism: Enhydra lutris kenyoni (northern sea otter)
Lineage: Eukaryota; Metazoa; Chordata; Mammalia; Carnivora; Mustelidae
Product: vacuolar protein sorting 45 homolog
Exons: 15
Coding region: 1402-3114 (570 amino acids)
Biological process (GO): vesicle-mediated transport; intracellular protein transport
Cellular component (GO): Golgi membrane
Source: RefSeq, a predicted model, not a curated record